GCUUCGUCUUGCUCAGUAUUCACUCAAACACAAUUGUUGUUUUGGGUUGCACGUAGAGUUUACUGAUUAAGAACGACUACAAUAAUAUUAAAUAAUAUUUAUCGCUCGUGUUUUUAUUUGUAACAAUGAUAAAUGUGAUUUUGUUUGUGAUGCUGGUGCUAGGCACAGCGAAAACGGAUCUAGCUGGCGAAUGUAACCUGGCUGGCUUCUAUUUUGAACUGGGCUGCACUCCAGUCCCUCCAGCUGAUAACACUACGAUCUGCCCUGAAGCUUUCACCUGCCCAGACUUACACCCCGACCCUAGCAUGUGCUAUUACAGAGGAAAACCAUACGCUGAUCGCUCCACCAUACCUCAGGUCGCCAUCAACAACCCAUGCUCGCAAGCCUGCAGCUGCAGCACAUCUGGCGGGCCACAAUUCGAUUGCGCCGCCGUCGACUGCGUGGAGAUAUUUGACACAGAUAAGGAGCAGCAAUGUAUCAACACCUUCGAAUUAGACUCGUGCUGUAGUACCGGCACAGUUUGUGGUAAAGAUGAAAUCGCCAAGCUGAAGACGUGUGAAGUUGACGGUCAGACGUACAUGGAGGGUCAAACUUUCGAACCAAAGAACACCCGAAAAAGUUGCAUAUGUACCGCGCAAUGGAACGGUACCACUGACAAUCCGUCGUAUUGUAGAGAUAUCAAUUGCGGAUUGGAAAUCCAUUAUCAAGAUAAAAUAUUCGAUAAUUGCGCACCUGUGUUCGCUGGAAAUAUGAGAAGUUGCCCUAUUGCUUUCCAAUGUCCGUCAUCGUCUUCGAAGGUGAUACGUGGUCUGAACAUACGCAGCAUCAGCGAGCAGUGUUCCUUCGGCAAUGUAACUCUGUCAGUGGGAGACGAGGUCACAGUGGAGGACAAAUGUACCAAAUGCUCUUGUGAUGUACCGCCAUUUGUAUCUUGUUCCAGAAAAACCGCAUGUUACGAAUAAUUUAUACACGAUUCUCUCUCUUAUUUUUACAUGAGACUCUGUAAACUUCGUUGCCUACGUGUAUAUUUAAAAAUAUUUCCAUUACAGCUGAUUUAUGUUUAACGUCGUUUAAACCUUUCCCAGUCUCAAAUAUUUAAUAAUCAUAAUUAUUAGCCAAAUUGGUCCAUCCAUCAUCAAUUUUUAUGCGAGAAGUUAUAAGAUUUGUAUUACCCACUAAUAAUAUUUCUUGAAUUCAUAAAAAACAUCUUCUAUAUAUUUUUCCAGAUUGUUUUAUAUUAAUAGAAGCUUAUCGUUUGGCGUGUGUGAUUUAUAGAUUUCAAUUUUACGGAACAAAUUGAAUGCAUGUAAUUGUAAUUAGUAAUUCGAUUCAAAUUGUAGUUGAAUAAAGCUUGUUUAUUUAUACGCAAUUAUAGAAACUAACAAAAUUCUCAUAAAGCAGUUUUAACUAUGGGCACAUAUAACAUAAUACUUAUACUUUAUGGUCAUAUUAAAUUUACUUAAAGAGUCAACUCUAAUUUAAUUUUCAUCUCUCUUAAUUUUUCUAAACAUUAAGGGUUAAAAUAAAACAAAUCUUCGUAUUCAUGACAUUUAAUUGAUAUAUUUAUAAAAGUGUAAAUAUAGGUACUUGAUAAUCUCAUUAGUCUUAACAUUUUAUAGGAUUACAUCUUCACUUAUAAAUUAACUUAAUUCUACUUAAGGUUAUUUACAAUUAUGUACACAGCCUUAUGAACCUUCAUAAAUAGUUAUAAGAUAAUGUUGUGACGAUUUAUUUACAAAACUUUAAGUACUUAAACUAGCAAUAAAAUUAAUUUGAUACA
Messenger RNA from Zerene cesonia (dogface butterfly), 1780 nucleotides. RefSeq lists its product as uncharacterized. Lineage: Eukaryota; Metazoa; Arthropoda; Insecta; Lepidoptera; Pieridae. The transcript has 5 exons. The record is from RefSeq and is a predicted model, not a curated record. Bases 126 to 962 code for a protein of 278 amino acids.